Molecule: messenger RNA, 1083 nt
Organism: Metarhizium acridum CQMa 102
Lineage: Eukaryota; Fungi; Ascomycota; Sordariomycetes; Hypocreales; Clavicipitaceae
Biological process (GO): alcohol metabolic process
Molecular function (GO): zinc ion binding; alcohol dehydrogenase (NADP+) activity
Source: RefSeq, a predicted model, not a curated record
AUGGGCUACCCCGACACUUUUACAGGUUUCUGCGUCGAUGGACCAAAGUCGUGGAAUAAAUUCCACAAGUCUGAAUUGCAGCCCAAACCAUUCGGUGACCACGACAUCGACGUCGAAAUCGCAGCCUGCAGCAUUUGCAGCUCAGACGUUCACACAGUCACAGGAGGAUGGGGUGAAUAUCAAGGUCCAUUGUGCGUCGGCCACGAAGUUGUCGGCAAAGCAGUCAAGGUUGGAGUGCACGUCAAGAACUUAAAGGUCGGCGACCGCGUAGGAGUCGGCGCUCAAGUCUGGGCAUGCCUCGAAUGCGAUCUGUGCAAAGACAAGAAUGAAAAUUAUUGCCCCAAAUUGGUCGAUACAUACAACUCACAGUAUCCGGAUGGCAGCUGGGCUCACGGUGGAUUCGCAUCACAUAUUCGGGCCCAUGAAUACUUCACAUUCAAGAUCCCAGAUAAGUUGGAGACGAACGUCGCGGCGCCGCUUCUCUGCGCUGGCAUCACAACAUACUCUCCCCUGGUCAGAGCUAAUAUCGGCCCCGGCAAGAAAGUAGGCGUCGUGGGAAUUGGCGGCCUGGGCCAUAUUGCCGUACAGUUCGCGGCUGCUCUAGGCGCAGAGACAUAUGCUCUCACUCACUCCCCCAACAAGGCGGAUGACUGCAAACAGCUUGGUGCGAAAGAUGUCAUCGUGACUACCAAAGAAGGUUGGAACGAGCCUUGGAAAUCCAAGUUUGACAUCGUUAUGAACUGCGCAGAUGUCACGGACAAGUUUGACAUGUCGGCAUAUCUAUCCAUUCUUAAGCCCGGCGGCGACUUUCACAUGGUCGGCAUUCCAGAUAACCCGCUGCCUGAAAUGUCUGCCGGCUUAUUUGCUGGAGGUGCGCCGAAGUUGACUGGAAGUCAUCUUGGCAACCACCAGGAGAUGGAUGCACUUCUCAAGCUUGCGGCUGAGAAAGGAGUUCGACCGUGGGUUGAGGUCAUGCCUAUCUCUGAAAAGAACUGUGGGGAAGCGUUUGAGAAACAGAAGGAAAGCAAAUUUCGGUACCGAUGUACUCUGGCCGGGUUUGAUAAGGCGUUUGGUACGGCCUGA